GGAGUAAAUGGGCGAAUUUAAUGCUACAAAUAAGGUCCAGGUUGUAAAAAGCGAAAGUCAUCCUUUAAGUUUGGGUUUAGUUCAUCACACCUGGAUGCUUCUUAUCACUGAGAUCACAUGAAAUUAAAGGUGUUAUGUUGGGUUUCAGUGGAGGGUCGAGUGUUUAAAUGGUCUUAAAGGUCCAGUUUAGCACCGAGACUGGAAGAACAUUAAUGAUUUUCAAACUAGGAGGAUCUCUUUACCUGAAGUAGAGAAGUAUGAAUCUGUAGUAGUAUGAGUACAUGUUGGUGCCUCUUACACACCUGCAGGUGUUUGUAUGUCAGGACAGGAUUAUUAGACACGAAUAGAUCAUGAUGUUCUAUGAUGCAAAGGGACGUUUGAUGUAGACUUAAAGGCUGGUUUGUAAAUAAAGGUUUCUUUACCUAUUAAAAUGAAAUGUGGUGUUCGUGAAAGCCUCCCAGUACAUGCUGGGAUGGGCUCCAUUCACCAGUGACCCUGUGCUGGAAUACUCGUGUAGAGAAUGGACAGAAAGACAAAUGGAUGAGGCUGUUUGAAGAGAGAACAGGUUGGACCGGCAGCUGCGUCGCCCGCCUCACUCGUCUUUUGUUGUGGAAACAGUGAGGAUCAGCCGGCAGGAUCAGACUGUAUCAGCUCACAACAACGUUCGAAUCCAGGACACAGCCGGUGUGUUUCUGUCAGACACAGAGAGGAAACACUGUGAUCAGCUUCAGGAAACAGCAGCCUGGCUGAAAAACGUCGUGUCAGAUCAGCAGCAGUCAGUUAUGUCAGUAUUCAUCUAUGAAGUCAUUAAACCAAUAAUGUCAUGACUGUCAGUCAACACUUGAACAUGUCAGAAACUGCUGCCUGCGAGAUCAGGAGGAAAAAGGAAAGAAGUGAGUGUGGUCAGUUACAGACCACCAUUAACAUACAAAAGACUGAUUCACCCACACAAACAAACAAAAACAUAUUUUUAUGCUCACCUUCAUUGCAGAUUGACUGUUGGAUUUAAGAUAUUUACUUUUACUCAGAUCUUCAAACAUUACAUAAAACAACCCACGGUGAGAUCUGUGGAUUAUACAGAGCAAAGGCUUCCUGCUGCACUGCAGUUCAAUUCUUAAAUCAGUUUCUUUUAAUACUACAUACACCAUAAAUGAAAUUAUGUGGGAGGGGGCUUGAAUCUCACGGACUGAGGGCACAUAAAAUUAAAGCUAUUGACAUGGACGGGCUCCAUCAAACAAAAUAAUAAUAAUUUUAAAAAGUGUGGAAUUGUGGAUUUGACGCUUUUAAUUUGAAGAAUGCAGACAGGAAGUGUUUUCGAGGAAAACAGGCCGAGAUGCCGCUUUUAUUCUGAAGAAUUUAGACCGGAACUCCUACUGUUGCUACGAGAGGAAGCGGAAGCAGGAGCACAGAGCAGCAGUUAGCAUAGUUUGUUUGAUUUAUUAGCAGAAAAGAGCUUUCAGACAGUUGUUUUAAACGUCUGUCUUGUGUUUGACAGUCAGACAUGAGCGUCACUUUGGAUAUAAGACUGAAAAGAGCAAACAAAGUUUACCAUGAAGGGGAGGCGGUGGCCGGUGUCAUCGUGCUGCUGUGUAAGGAGGCGCUGCAGCAUCACGGCAUCUCUCUGAGCAUGGAGGGCCUGGUGAACCUGCAGCUCAGCUCCAAGAGCGUCGGCGUCUUCGAGGCUUUCUACAACUCUGUCAAGCCCAUCCAGCUCAUCAGCUGCAACAUCGACGUGGCCAAAGCAGGAAAAGUCCCAGCAGGCAAGACUGAGAUCCCCUUCGAGUUCCCCCUGAACAUCAAGGGCAACAAGGUGCUGUACGAAACGUACCACGGCGUCUUCGUCAACAUUCAGUACUCCCUCCGCUGUGACAUGAAGCGCUCUCUGCUGGCCAAAGACCUGAGCAGGAACUGCGAGUUCAUCGUUCACUGUCAGCCUCAGAAAGCUAAGGUUGUUCCCACUCCGGUUAACUUCACCAUCACUCCCGACACCCUGCAGAACGUCCGCGAGAGGAGUUCGCUCCCAAAGUUUCUCAUCAGAGGCCAUUUAGACGCCACCACCUGCGUGAUCAGCCAGCCGCUGACCGGCGAGCUGGUGGUGGAGCACUCGGACGUUCCCAUCAAGAGUAUCGAGCUGCAGCUGGUGCGCGUGGAGACGUGCGGCUGCGCCGAAGGUUACGCCAGAGACGCCACGGAGAUCCAGAACAUCCAGAUAGCCGAAGGCGACGUCUGCCACGGCCUCCCCGUUCCCAUCUACAUGGUGUUCCCCCGGCUGUUCACCUGCCCCACGCUGGAGACCACCAACUUCAAAGUGGAGUUCGAGGUCAACAUCGUCAUCGUGCUUCACGAUGAUCACCUGAUCACAGAGAACUUCCCUCUGAAGCUGUGCAGAGUCUGAACCGUUUCCUGCAGAGGCCACGAUCCAGCCGACACCUGGGCUCGUCUCCCGGGUGAUAAAACCGGCUCACGGCGGCUGCGGGGAAAACGAACGACUCGAGGUCCACCAACGUGCUUUUCUUUUCCCGAGCUUUCAUUCUGUCACACAGGCUGUGUCCUGAAUCAGUCCCCUUUUACCAAAUCUGAGCCGUGUUAACCCUCCACCACUCUGUGCUCGGUCCUCGAAGCCCAGGACUGAGCCAAAGACUCGAGUCCAUGGCAGGCAAAUUCUGUUAAAGGUCAUCCAGACAGACAGGGGGCAGCACUUCACCACAGUAACUGCUGCUCACCCUACCUUCAUUAGCUCAGUUAGCUGCGCAGCUAGCGGCUCUAUUAACUGGAGUCUGCCCCGACUAAGGGCUCAGAGACAGCAGAACCGGAUCAGGACUGGACUGAACUGAACCUCAGAGACUGAAGGAAGCCGGUCUGACGAAGAGGAGAACAGCUGCCAGGACUGAGACUGAUGACAGAGACGAGCUCAAACACAAGACUUGUUGUUUAUUCAAAGUAUAAAUUGGUGAAUAAAUGUCUGAACAUGUAAAUGAUAAAACUCGAGCACUCUGUGCUCAUUUAGAUCUUAAUGGAACGAGUGAUUAAAAAAAUAAGAUAAAAGCAGAACUGAGGAGGAAGAGGAGGGCUGAAGACAUCACAGGGCCUGGCGCCUCCUGCCGGGCAGCACGGGGAAGUCUUCGGGUAGCAGGGCGUGGUCUCUGCAGGUGGGACAGGUCCUCUUCUCCUUCAGCCACGGCCGGAUGCACUGAACACAAACAGAAGGCGUUGGGACCCCGCCCUCAGACACACCUGAACCUGAACCCCAGCAGCCGGUUCACUCACCUCCUCGUGGAAGCUGUGUCUGCACUCCAGCACAAACAUGCUGUCUGGACUCAUGUCGUCGUGACAGAUGAUGCAGGGAUCCUCCACGUUCAGCUGGAACAGAGUGUCAGAGUCAGACCAGGGUGGGGGCCGCUGAGGGCCACACUUUGAUUUCACGUCAGUUGAAUCUUCUGUAUUAAUUCUCUGUUGACUCUGAAUAAAAUCUGAUUUGUUACUCUGGA
Messenger RNA from Chelmon rostratus (copperband butterflyfish), 3488 nucleotides. RefSeq names its product VPS26 endosomal protein sorting factor C (gene vps26c). The record is from RefSeq and is a predicted model, not a curated record. The transcript is spliced from 8 exons. Lineage: Eukaryota; Metazoa; Chordata; Actinopteri; Chaetodontiformes; Chaetodontidae. Gene Ontology annotation, cellular component: endosome. Gene Ontology annotation, biological process: intracellular protein transport. The coding region runs from base 1502 to 2395 and encodes 297 amino acids.